AUGAUCGCCAAGCGAUUUGGAGGUGCUUCUACCUCGACGGGAGGAAAAGGCUCCGUCCGUCGUAAGAAGAAGGUCGCAACUCGGUCGAAUUCAGCCCAGACGGACGCCAAGUUGACAUCAACACUGAAAAAACUUGGGGCUACCAACAUUCCUGGCAUUGAAGAGGUCAACUUUUUCAAGGAAGACGGCAAGGUUAUCCACUUUAAGAACCCCAAAGUUCAGGCUGCCGUGGCUGCUAACACAUACAUCAUCUCAGGACCUUCCGAAACCAAGCCACUGCAGGAACUUCUCCCCAGCAUUGUAUCUCAACUAGGUAUGGACAACCUAGCUUCGCUCCAGAACAUGGCUCAGGGCGCAGCGUCUGGUGCCCCGGCUGCCAUCCCGGAAGGCGAAGAAGACGAUGAUGAUGACGAUGUCCCCGAUCUUGUGGAAGGAAACUUUGAGGAAGCCUCGGAAAAGUAA
This is a messenger RNA of Phaeodactylum tricornutum CCAP 1055/1, 462 nucleotides long. RefSeq lists its product with no specific name. NCBI's taxonomy places the organism in Eukaryota, Bacillariophyta, Bacillariophyceae, Surirellales, Neidiaceae. Gene Ontology annotation, cellular component: nascent polypeptide-associated complex; cytosol. Bases 1 to 462 code for a protein of 153 amino acids. The transcript has a single exon. The record is from RefSeq and is a predicted model, not a curated record.